Molecule: messenger RNA, 1612 nt
Organism: Xenopus tropicalis (tropical clawed frog)
Lineage: Eukaryota; Metazoa; Chordata; Amphibia; Anura; Pipidae
Gene: serpine1
Product: serpin peptidase inhibitor, clade E (nexin, plasminogen activator inhibitor type 1), member 1
Exons: 9
Coding region: 98-1309 (403 amino acids)
Cellular component (GO): extracellular region
Molecular function (GO): serine-type endopeptidase inhibitor activity
Source: RefSeq, a predicted model, not a curated record
GAGCCUAUUCCACAGCAGCCAGAAGCUUGCAGGGAAACAGCUGCACAGAAAUAAUAGCCUUGCUGUCAUCUACAGAACACCAGGAGCAACAGACAAAAUGUCACGCAACUUAAGGUGCAUGAUAGUCGUCUUACUUUCCCUGGCAUCAGUCACGUCUGCCCAAAACAGAGUGUCUCGUGUGGCUCAGAAAGGCACAAGUUUUGGGUUACGCUUGUUCCAAGAGGUUCUUGCAGACCAAUGGGGAAAGAACCUGGGCUUCUCGCCUUAUGGGGUAACUUCUGCCUUGAGUGUCCUUCAGUCGGGUGCAGCUGGGACGACACUGGAUCAGAUUCGCAAAGCUCUAAAUUAUGGACAUAAAGAAUGGGCAGUGGCCUUGGCACUAAAUAAACUUCGGGAGCAGAUUUCUGGACAGCAAAAAUCUGCUGAAGACCCCAAGCCGGUACACAUUGCAGAUGGUCUCUUUGUACAGCGGGACCUGUCGCUGACCCCAGGCUUUCUCCAAAGAUUUCAAGCAACUUUCCACCGACACCUCAGCCAGGUCAAUUUUACUGAUGUGGCCCAAGCCAAGGACAUCAUAAAUCAAUGGGUAGAGAACAAGACAGAUGGAAUGAUCAAAGAUUUAGUGGGCAGCAACAACAUACCCCCACUGACCCGCCUUGUGCUAUUAAGUGCUGUACACUUCAGUGGCAAAUGGACUGUUCCAUUCCUAGAGAAGGCAACUCACCAGCGCCCCUUCUACAGAUCUGAUGGGUCUCAUGUGCAAGUUCAAAUGAUGGCCAACACUGGGAAAUACAACUGCAGUGAAUUCACAACCCCAGAUGGGGAUUUUUAUGAUGUGAUAGAGCUGCCAUAUGAAGGAGAGGAGCUCAGCAUGCUUAUUGCUGCUCCUUAUGAAAAGAAUGUUCCCUUAUCCGCCAUCACAAACAUCCUGACACCUGAGCUCAUUGCCCAGUGGAAAGCCCAAAUGAAGAAAGUAACACGUCUUUUAGUCCUACCCAAGUUCUCUCUGCUCAGCGAAGUUGAUCUGAAGAAGCCACUGGAACGUCUCGGAAUUACGGACAUGUUCACUCAAGAGACUGCAGACUUCAGCCGCUUGUCUUCUGAAAAACCACUGUAUGUAUCUGAAGCUUUUCAAAAAAUCAAGGUGGAAGUGACGGAAAAAGGCACAAGAGCAUCUGCAGCAACAGCUGCAAUCCUGCUAGCUCGAAUGGCUCCUCUGGAGGUUAUCAUGGACCAUCCUUUCUUGUUUAUGGUCAGACACAACCCAACAGGCACACUGCUAUUUGUGGGACAAGUCAUGGAGCCCUGAGGGGAAUGUUCUGUGCGUCCUGACCCCCCCUAUACCUGUGAGAUAGAUGGCGUCAACAAGACUCACCUGAACCCUAAAGUCUGCCUGUUGGGGGGGUGGGCAAGGAACUGGGCCAAUAGGGGAAAGGGGAGAAUAACGGGUAGUAUGAGAGCGCCAAGGAGUAUGAGUGUUUGAGCAUUAAUGAGUAUGGAGUACGACUGUCGUUGCCUUAUAAGUAAGAUUUUAUAGAGUACUGAUACUACUGAACUUGAGAAUGCAUUGUAAUUGAGCUUUUUUUAUAUUUAUUAAAUAUAUUUAUUUAUA